AUGUUCUUGAGCGUCCGUCAUGAGUCGUAUCCGAAUUUGGAUACUUUAGUGGUGAACGGUGCGACGUUGGGUGAUCUGAGUGGCACGAAUUUAUUUGGUGAAAAUGUGCAGCAUAAACAUCUUUCGUUGGUGAAUCUUUCAACGAAUUCUAUAUCUGCGUUCGACAGUGCUACUUUCAAGGCUCUGACCGUUGUUGAAUAUUUCUAUUUGAACGAUAACAGUUUGCUGAGAGUUGGUAAAGAUCCAUUUCGUUUCUCGUACGGUCAUUAUUUCGAUUGUGCUGCAAAACGUUUGAGCAUUAGCACUCCAAAACUGAUCACACACGUUCAUUCAAAUGAUGCUGUUUAUGUGCCGUUAAUGGAUCAAAACCAAAAUUUUAAUUUCAGAUGGAAUAAACGUCUUCGAGUACUCGAUAUUUCCAAUAUCUUCUCACCAUCAGUACCACUCGAUGAACGACCGAAUAUGAUUUCAGAGAUGUUCAGUGUAUCGUCAAAUGAGUUCAUCGAUUUGCAAGAAAUUAUCCUUCGCAGUAAUUCAUUGACAUCGAUAGUGCCCGAAACAUUCUGCAAGCUACCAAGUUUGAUCAGGCUUCAUCUGACGAACAAUAAAUUAACGUCAUUUGCUUUCAAUGAUGGUUGUCUUCCGAAUCUAAAAGUGCUUGAUUUAUCCGAAAAUCAAUUAGUGAGCAUACCGAUUCGUCUCUGGGACGGAUUACCUGUACUGAACACAAUCGACAUUUCAUCCAAUCCACUUCGAUGCGAUUGCAGUCUAGCGCCAUUCAUUGAACGUUUAUCCAAAACUUCUUCAUCAUCGCUGAAUCAGGGUCGAACAACUUGUGCAGCGCCUGCAUCACGAAAAGAUCGAGUUGUGUUCGAGAUUACAGAUUUCGAUUGUUCAUCCCAUCAUCGUCUGCUAGUUUUUGCACUUGUUGUACUGUUUCUUUCAGCCGCUUUCAUGUUAGCUCGCGCUUAUCUUGGCCGGAUCAGAUUCACGCAUUUACCAUUCAUUGCCGGUUACAGUAAGCUGGGUGAGAAUGAGGCCACAGCGGGUCCACAAUUUGUUUAA
Molecule: messenger RNA, 1065 nt
Organism: Anisakis simplex (herring worm)
Lineage: Eukaryota; Metazoa; Nematoda; Chromadorea; Rhabditida; Anisakidae
Source: the annotation of a GenBank genome assembly